AUGUUCAAGCUGUUCGUCUUCCUUGCCUUCUGCCUGGCUUUGAGCUGCGCCGCCCCCGGGCUGCUGCACUCGCAUGCAUCGCCCAUCCUGACCCACUCGUACCAUAGCCUGCCCUCGGUGAGGGUGAUCCAGCCCAUCUGGACCACCUCGCACAGCAUUGUGCAUCCCAUCAGCUAUGGCAUUGGACAUGGACAUGGUGGCUAUGGCCAUGGCUACGGCUGGUGA
Molecule: messenger RNA, 225 nt
Organism: Drosophila kikkawai
Lineage: Eukaryota; Metazoa; Arthropoda; Insecta; Diptera; Drosophilidae
Source: RefSeq, a predicted model, not a curated record